CCAUUUUCUGCGCAGCACACGGACGCGGACCUUCACAUUUGGGUAAGAUAGGUUGUUUUAUGCACAGGUAUACAACAGAAGUUGAAUUACCCCGCCCUCCCCAUACACCACAAUUGAUGUACAGAUCAAUAACCCGGAUACUUCAAUACAGCGAUUCCUACCCGCCAUCGAGAGUGACUGGGACGGCUAACAACCGUGACCUUGCACUGACGUCACGGCCCGGCGGGUAUUGAGGCCUCACAACACGAACACACCCUGUUUCAGGCUGAGCGCGCACCGAACUCGGGGCAGAGAGAUUCGCCGCCAUAACAAAGAAUCCGGAUUUGCUAUCGGCUGUGGGAUGGCUGUCAUGAUGGACCCAACUGACGACGUGUCGGUGGAACUAGAGUGCAGCAUCUGUCUGGAGGUGUACAGGGACCCCAAGACACUCCCGUGCAUCCACUCCUUCUGCCGGGUAUGCAUCAUCAGACAUGUCGUCUGCCAGGCUCAGGUCUGUAAGCGGGAGAAGAGAUUCCACUGCCCUCUGUGUCGCAACCCAGUCUACAUCCCCAGACCUGAUGCCCCGGUAGAGAAGUGGGCAGAUCAGUUGCCCAACAACACCCAGAUCCCCGAUCUCAUCGCUAGUUUGAUGUGCAAGCAUCACCCGAAGAUGAUAGCAAGCUACUAUUGCAAGAAGUGCAAGUGCGUGACGUGUGAUGUGUGUCGUAAGGAAAGACACCCGUUAUGUGAAGACGAUUCGUUCUGCCCCUUGAAAGACAUAGCCUCAAAGAAGAAGAGUGACAUGACAGGACGACAGCAGCAGAUUGACGUGAAGUACAAACACAUGUCGGACAACGUGGACCUGAUCAAGUCUGUUGCCUCGGAGUUGCCUGGUGCGGAGGCCUUGUUGGUUAAAAGAAUCGAAGACCAGGCGAGAUCCCAUGUUCAAAGUGUACUUAAUGCAAAACGGAAUUUGCUGAGUAUGUUAGAGGCGUCUGUGGACCAACAGCUCGCUCUGCUCAAACACGCAAAGAACCCAGUAGACGAAGCGGCGGAUGUGUUAAACCAUUAUAAAUCUGAAGCUGACCACGUCAUGAAAACAUCAACAGGGUUAGACUAUGUUGAAUCUGUUGACCUUGUGAAGGCAAGACACCGAGAAGGUCUGGAAAUGAUUCAAAAUCUUCAUAGCAAGUGUCGGCCACCCACCGUCACCUUCGUCGAGAACGAAUCAGUUUCGACCAGUAUCGGAGAGCUGGUGUCCCCUGUGCUGUGUUCAAGUCCUUUCCUCGCGAACGACGUCUUUCUGGCUACACCGCCUUCUUCUCAGUUCCAGUGGUCUGACCUACAUGUUUCAACAUAUGAAUCAAUCCCAAGAUCGUCACCACCAAAUGGUCAGAAUCCUCAAACUCCUGUCCAGCCUUCGUCACCUAAAGGGAAACAACCCUCGUCGUCAUCACAAAAGUUGUCUCCCAUGAAGUCCUAUCUAAAAGCCAUGGCAAAACGCGGGUCGAGGGCGUUUCGUAGAAGUAGUUCGGAUUCUACCCCUUAACGUCCGUUCUUCCUCAUAAGCAGGGCAUUCCUGACGAGACGGUAUCAACCAACUACAUUAUUGAACAAUGUGUUUGUUUGUAUCAAUUUGCAAUUAACAAGAUAAACAAAAUAUGGUUGAAUUACAGAUGUUUUGUUCAUCUUGUAGUGUGGUUUUCCGUGUUGAAUCUGUGAUCUAUGUACAGUUUUUAUUCCUUAUUGGAUCUUCUGGAACAUAUGGACCAUAUCAAGCAUCGUCUCCAUCCUUCAUUACAUGUGGGACCUUCCGAUAUAUGCCUAAUACAUGUGGAUCUGUUUGAUCACAUAUUGAGGAUGAUGAAACUUAAAUAGGAAACAUCAUCUGACAUCAUCUGGAUACAGUUCAGGACAUUUCUUCAUUACAUGUGGGAGUUUCACACAGUUGCCAAAACGUGACAUUCGCAUGUAUGAUUAUUAAAUGUGUAUCUUUUUUAUCAAAUAUUGAGGACAAAGUGAUUUAAUUAUGAAACAUCAUCUGGAUACAGUUCGGGACAUUUCUUCAUUACAUUGGUGGAGUUUAACAACUGUUGUCAAUUCGUGACAAAUCUGAUCUAUGAGCAUGAAUUAUGGCAGAGUAAUGUUUCCAUAGUAUUGUCACAUUAGGGUUUCCAAUGCAUCACGGUGCAGUGGCAGUAUUAUUUUGUGAUAUAUGUCUACGAUGGAAGGUUGUAGACGAUAAAAUCUUUCACUGUU
Haliotis rufescens (red abalone) is the source of this 2238-nucleotide messenger RNA. Its product is annotated as tripartite motif-containing protein 2-like. Bases 341 to 1528 code for a protein of 395 amino acids. Gene Ontology annotation, molecular function: zinc ion binding. Lineage: Eukaryota; Metazoa; Mollusca; Gastropoda; Lepetellida; Haliotidae. The record is from RefSeq and is a predicted model, not a curated record. The transcript is spliced from 2 exons.